UUCUUAGCAGUGACAAUCUCGUUAGCAAGCAUCGCAUUUGCCGGCGUCCUCGUUCAACCCGGCUAUGAACAUCAAUACGAUAGCAAUCCACGCUAUUUGCAACAUCAGUCUGUUUCGCGGCACUGGAUACGAUCUCCGACUGAACAACAUCGCGCGGAACAAUUACCGGACCAAGAAUCGACGCGAUAUCUCCCGGGAGUUCAGACAACAGAAAAAAAUGAAGAUCCAAAAGAGAUAAUACACAACCGAAGGAAAAGAUCGGAUCCUGCAAGCACCGAAUCUAGUAAAUCUAAGAUUGUUGCACAUGACAAUGAUGUGGCCGCGAAGUCGCCCUUAACUGACGUCAAACAUUCUACAACCGAUACUAAUGAUAAGCGUGUAAAAAACUGUUCGACUAAGUAUAACAUCAUAUUAUCCAUUUUCCCAUUCCUGGGUUUCACUAUUUCAUCAACAAACAUAACACUUCCAGAACACGAGUCUGCCGAUACUAAUGAUAAGCGUGUGAAGAACUGUCAGACCGAGAAAAAUUUCGUAUUAUCCAUUCUCCCAUUCCGGAAUUCAAAUAUUUCAUACACUGGAUUUCCAGAUAGGAAACGGGAAAAAGCGGAGAAUAUUGAGUUACGGCGGAAACUCGCCGCCAUAACUCAGCUACCGCCACUGCCAUCAUCAUCCGCACAGUCCGCACAGCCGGCACUGGGAGCCCAAUCAACAUCGGCACCGGCAGCUUUAUCAAUACCGAUAACGUCAUCAACAACAUCGAUACCAAUAAAUAUCGAUGUUCCAAUAAGUAUCGAUGUUGCAGGUUCAAUAACUCCGCAACAAGCAAAACCUAAAAGAGGGCAGAGAGCCGGGAGAAAUCGUGGAAGAGGAGGAUUUCGCGGAAGAAAAUUUCCGAGAUUUCCGAGAUUUCCGAGAUUUCCGAAAUUUCCGAGAUUUCCGAGAUUUCCGAUAUUUCCGAGAUUUCGCGGACAAUAAAAUAGAAGGAGAACAAGAAGAACAAUUAAAAUGUACACACAAACAGUUUAUUUGUAACACACGCACACAUAUACGCGCGCGCGCACGCACACGACACGACACGCACACGCACACACACAAAUACAUAGCAGAGAGGGUUUGGAGUCAUUAACUACCGCGGGAGUGACAAACCGUGGGGUCCUUAUUAUCUCUGCUGUGACACAUACACAUCCAACCCUCC
Temnothorax curvispinosus is the source of this 1195-nucleotide messenger RNA. RefSeq lists its product as uncharacterized. The annotation marks the transcript as partial. Lineage: Eukaryota; Metazoa; Arthropoda; Insecta; Hymenoptera; Formicidae. The record is from RefSeq and is a predicted model, not a curated record. The transcript is spliced from 6 exons.